AUGUAUGUCAAGGCAAAGGCAAUCAGUUUUUGUGGAGAUAUGUCUGAGACUGAGAGCAGAAGCAAUAAAAAUAGCAAUGACAUCAAGCUCUUUGGGAGGACCAUUCCAUUGCUUCAAACUCAGAUUGAAGCUAUCACUUGCAAGAAUUCCCAGGUUCCACCCAAGUCUCAAUUCAUGGGUUCUUGCAGUGAAUUAACAAAAGCAGAAGCUGAUGCCCCUUGUGCAGAAAAUUCUGUGCAGGCAGGGACUUCAGCAAUUUGCAAGGAGGAAGAAAAAAGUCGGAUGCAGGUGAAUGAGGCAAGAGUAAAUGCUAAAACCAAUUCAAAACAAGCGGAGAACAGAAUUUUAGAGCAAGAGGAAGAUUUUCAGAAGCCAGACAAGGUCCUUCCUUGUCCACGAUGCAACAGUCUAGACACAAAGUUUUGUUACUUCAAUAACUACAAUGUCAACCAACCUAGGCACUUCUGCAAAAACUGCCAAAGAUAUUGGACAGCUGGGGGAACAAUGAGAAGUGUUCCUGUGGGUGCUGGGCGACGAAAGAACAAGCAUCUUGCUUCCCAAUACCAUCAGAUAAUAGUAUCUGCUGAUGGAGUACCAUCAACCAGGUUAGAAACCACAGAUUCCAUUAACCAUCAACUUCUCUCAUGUAGUAAAUCUUCAAGCACUUUUGGUCUUCCAGAUAGAGCUGGAACAGUAUUAAAAUUUGGCCAUGAAGCACCUCUUUGUGAAUCUAUGGAUACUAUGGUUAAUCUUAGAGAUCCAAGGACCUGUGUUGAGAUAGGUUCUGUCAGUGGCAGAGAAAGUGGAGACGAGCCCUCAUGCGUGUCUUCCGUGACAGCAUGUGGUAACCAGGGAAGUGAAUUAUCCAAAAAUAUUUUGCAGAGGGAUGGGAUUGGGUUACAAGGGUCUUGUAGUGAGCCUAAUAUCUCACAUCCUUUGAAUUACUACCCAGUUGCUCCAUUGGUUUUCCCUUGGAAUCCAGGUUGGCGAAAUGCAGCUUCUCCUGUAGCACCACAGCAUUCUCAAUCCAUUUGUGUACAAAAUUGCAUUGCUCCUAAUCAAGUCCAGUGGUACCCCACACCAGUUCUGGCCGUUCCUGGCCCUUGCCCACAAAGCAUUCCCUUACAAACUGUUCCAGCACCGUAUUGGGGCUGUAUGCCCGUAUGUCCUGCUGGAAUGGGAAAUUUAUUGUUGUCUGGAUCUAAUGGUUGCUUAUCUCCAUCAUCCUCUACAAGUAAUAGUUGCUGCUCAGGCAAUGGCUCACCGACCCUUGGCAAGCAUUCGAGGGAUUCAAAUAUUAUGGAUGAAGAGAAAUCCGAAAACCGUGUUUUGGUUCCAAAACCUUUGAGAGUUGAUGACCCGGAUGAGGCUUCGAAGAGUCCUAUAUGGGCCAGUCUAGGCAUUAAGCGUGACCUCAAAACAUGA
This is a messenger RNA of Prunus armeniaca (apricot), 1425 nucleotides long. The record is from the annotation of a GenBank genome assembly. Lineage: Eukaryota; Viridiplantae; Streptophyta; Magnoliopsida; Rosales; Rosaceae.